Messenger RNA from Morus notabilis, 1314 nucleotides. RefSeq lists its product as uncharacterized. The transcript has a single exon. Bases 79 to 1077 code for a protein of 332 amino acids. NCBI's taxonomy places the organism in Eukaryota, Viridiplantae, Streptophyta, Magnoliopsida, Rosales, Moraceae. The record is from RefSeq and is a predicted model, not a curated record.
CUCUCUUCCUCUCCUCCAUCUCCCUCCUCUCCGCCUCCUUCCUUUUCGAGCAAAGCCAAUAGCAAAACCCUCAGAAAAAUGGCAGCUUUCCACAAAAUCCAGACCAUAAGAUUAAACCACUUAAACCUGUUCACUCUCUUAAACAGAUUCUACCAUGUCAAACCAAAUCUGGGUUCCGAUUCUCCAACCCCAAACUCUUCUCCAACACCGAAAAAACAACCCAAGAACGUCGCAAUUUUCUGGGAUUUGGACAACAAACCGCCGAGCCCAUUUCGGCCAUUCGAAGCCGCCCUCAAGCUCAAGAAAACCGCUUCCUCUUUUGGGUUCGUCCGAGACAUGAUCGCCUACGCAAAACCCACUAGAGAUCAGAGAAGAAGAAGAACCCAGUUGGAGAACACGUGUGGUGAGUCUUUUCAUUGUGGGGUUUGUGGGAGGAAUUUCUAUAACCAUGAGAAGCUCGUUAAUCAUUUCAAGCAGAUUCAUGAGAGAGAGAAUUCGAAGAGGUUGAAUCAGAUAGACUCUGCUAGAGGAAGUAGGAGAGUGAAAUUGGUGGCGAAGUAUUCAAUGAAGAUGGACAAGUAUAAGAAGGCUGUGAGGGAAGUUUUGACGCCAAAAGUUGGCUUUGGAUUAGGAGAUGAGUUGGAGAGAGCUGGUUUUUGGGUUGGGAAUGUGGGGGAUAGGAAGAGUCAUAUGGUGGCGGUGAUGGAGAAGAGGAGGGCCGAGUGUUUGGUGCUUGUGUCGGAUGAUUAUGGAUUUGUGGAAGUUCUUCAAGAGGCUAAGAAGAGGUGUGUCAAGACUGUCGUUGUGGGGGAACGCGUCGAUGCUGGCGGCGGGGCUUUGAAGAGGUUUGCAGAUAGCGGAUUUUGUUGGAGGGAGAUCAUGAUGUGGAAGGCGAAGAAGGAGGCGGUUUCGGUCGUCGGGAAGUGGAAGGACCAGGAUGUUUUGGAGAGGUUGGAGUGGAGAUAUGACCCUGAGGUGGAGAAGAAGAGUUUGUGUGGUUUGGAUGAUGAUGAUGGUGAUGGUUGUGAGCAGGUUGAUAAGAGCAGUUCUUGGUGGGAAUUGGCGUCAGAGAGAUAAUCAGGUAAUCUACUACCUAAGGGAAUGAUAUCAGAUGAUUCAAUCUUGUGUAAUUGUAUAUAGUGACUGAUUUUGAUCAAGUUCACUUGACCUUGUAUUGGUUAGUGUAACCUGAAAUUUUGUGUGAAAGUGAGGGAUGAGUUUGGAUUGUGACUUCUUGUUCAGCAAUAUACGCAUUAUGAAUAUCAUGAAUGCACGUUUCUUAAACUUUGCUAGUUAACAAGCUAUAUUUUAGUU